Messenger RNA from Catharus ustulatus (Swainson's thrush), 742 nucleotides. Its product is annotated as leucine-rich repeat-containing protein 37B-like. The coding region runs from base 5 to 349 and encodes 114 amino acids. The transcript has 3 exons. NCBI's taxonomy places the organism in Eukaryota, Metazoa, Chordata, Aves, Passeriformes, Turdidae. The record is from RefSeq and is a predicted model, not a curated record.
GUUCAUGGCCCACGUGGAGCGAACCCUGAAGAUGGACUGCAGCCUGCCCCAGCUGAAGCAGGCCUGUGCCAAGAUGGUCUCAAAGACCAGGCUGCUAGUAAAUGUGCUCCGUGAGAGGCAAGAGAACCAGGAAGCCUCUGAUGCCAUGGACCAGUGUCCUCAGCAGGAGAACAUGAUCAUCCACAUGGCUUUGGGGAAAGGCAAGAAACUGCCAAGGAAGAAUCUGGAGGUUGUGGUGUACGUCAUCAUCUCUGUGGCUUUGCUGUUUUUCUUCAUCUUCGUUUAUGUGAUACUGAAGUGUGUCUUCCAGGUUCUGUGUAAAUCUGCCACAGCGAGAGAGGAAGGAUAACCAGGAGGCACAGGAUGUGGAGCAGAACUGGGCAGGGAGCUCCUCCGAGAGUUGCCCCUGUGCUGACAGUGUCCAUGGUGCUUCCCAGUUGAAGAAGUCUGAGUUGUCGUGGAUUAAACGCAUCAGGCGUGUGUAUGAAUCCGAGAGAUAAGCAUCCCAGGAAGAGACAUGCAGAGAAGAACUCAGGAGGAAGACUCUCAAGAAGAAGUUAAUGGGAUGCCAAGAAUUCUUCACCUCCCCAUUUAGUAUAGGAACUGCUUAGGCUCUGCUUGCAUGCUGUUUCAUUGCUGUUGUUAUUCCCAGGAUGCUUUUUGCUUGGCUGUAGUUUUCUUUCUGUCCCUGCUGAGGGAAUGCCAAAGGUUGCUGCAGGCAACCACGAGCUCGGGACACCCA